Messenger RNA from Cajanus cajan (pigeon pea), 1421 nucleotides. RefSeq names its product Pathogenesis-related thaumatin superfamily protein. The record is from RefSeq and is a predicted model, not a curated record. Lineage: Eukaryota; Viridiplantae; Streptophyta; Magnoliopsida; Fabales; Fabaceae.
GGUCAUUCCUGGCACAUCGUCAAUUCCUCUAAGGACACAACAACACAACCAAUAACAAUCAUUGAAAAUGCCAAUAGGGACAUCCUGCAAGUUCCACAGUUUCCUUGCUAUUCUGUUUACCUUCUUGUCCUAUUCUUUCUCUUCAAUAUUCACCAUAACCAACAACUGUCCCCAUACCAUAUGGCCAGGAACACUUUCCGGUUCCGGCUCACCGGCGCUUCCGGCAACCGGAUUCCGGCUGGACUCAGGCCAAAUGGUGAAACUAACUAGUGUUCCAGGGUGGUCAGGAAGGAUAUGGGCUAGGACUGGCUGCACAUUUGAUGCAACAGGAAUUGGCAAGUGCCAAACUGGUGACUGUGGUGGAAGGUUGGAAUGUGAUGGGAAUGGUGCAGCUCCUCCUACCUCACUCUUUGAGAUAACACUUGGCCAAGGCAAUGAACAAGACUUCUAUGAUGUUAGCAUGGUAGAUGGCUACAAUCUGCCACUGCUUGUUCAACCAAGAGGUGUAUAUGGUACUGGCACUUGUAAUGCCACAGGUUGUGUCACUGACAUCAACAGAGGUUGUCCAAAAGAACUUCAAGUAGUUGGUGGAGAUGGAUACCAAGGUGGUGUAAUUGGGUGUAAGAGUGCUUGUGAGGCAUUUGGAUCGGAUCAGUAUUGCUGCAGUGGUGAAUUUGCCAACCCAACCACAUGCCAACCUUCCUAUUAUUCCACCCUUUUCAAGCAGGCUUGUCCAAAAGCUUAUAGCUAUGCAUUUGAUGAUGCCACCAGCACUUUCAUUUGCAAAGCUUUUGAAUAUGACAUUGUUUUUUGUCCCAACAGCAACAGGGUUAAAAAACCAAAUGGUGCAACAUUUCCUCCUCCUCCACCACCAUCAGUUGAAUGGCCUGAUCAGAAGUUUCAGCAGGUCCAUUCUUCUUCAGAUAUUCUCUUGCCCUUUCCAGGGACAAUCUUUCUCUUUGUUGCCACUCUCUAUGUGCUUGCAACAAAGACACACACACUGAUUUGAGACAAUGCCAUAAGAGAAUCCCACUGUGUUUCAUGAAAGGAAAAGAGAAAAAAAAAAUGAAAAAAAGGCCCAACAAGGAGAUGAAAAUUAUGAACAGAGAAUGUGAAACACAUGAAGAUCCUAAGGAAACAAAUAAAUGGAGAAAUUACUCUUGCAAGAUGCAAAUCUCUAACAAGUUGGGAGCUGAUUAAGAACCAAUACAUAAUUUCAGUUCACCCACUAUCCUCUCGAGAUAACUUGUAAAUUAAAAAAGAAAAAAAAUCUUUUGAAUAAAACAAUAAGUCAUUUACCAUGUAACCAGAAAAAUAAGAAUACUCAGUCAUUCUCUUAUGUGUUAUAUAUCCAAAAUUAAUGUUUGAGUAUAACAGUUCAUGGUAUAAAGAAGAAACAAUGGAAUGGAACAUUUCUUUGA